CAUCCAAUUUCCAUUUUUACACAUAAUUUUGAAUAUAUAGUUUAGUGUGUAAAUAACAAUAUGGCGGGAGGAGAAACUACCUUCAACGUUGGAGAUGUCGUCGAGGUCUACGGUGUCCGUGGCACCGUCGAACUUGUAGGAUCCCGAGAAUACAUCAACAGGGGAAAUGGAGAUGUCUUGAGACAUAUAAUUGGUGUCAGGACCGAUAAGCCGCUCAAAUUAGCCACAAAUUAUGGGCCAAUGCUUGGAGUUAAUGACAGUGCAAUCGCUUGCGUUCCAGUGACGUCAGUAAAGCAAUAUAAUGAACAAGAAGCAGCAGCCACACGCAUCCAAGCAUUCAUAAGGAUGUACAUGGUGAGAGCAAAGUACAUACAAGAAGUGGCAUUUCGUUUCUGGGAUCACAUGGAAAGCUUACAGGAGCAGCGCACACUCGCAAGUAAACGUGACGUUUAUUUGCCUAUUCUCAACCAUAUCAAAAAGAUAUACAACACGACCACCCAAGAACCGGGGCAACCAAAGAAACGCUUCUCUGAUGUCUUCGAAGAGAGUGACCCCCAAAAGUAUCCAGAAACAACAUACAACGGUCCCAAACUCGGGAGCAAAGUUACAUCAAAGUUUGCUAAUGAACUACUAGACGCUUAUAAAUCAGGGCAAAUCAGCACCGUGCCUAUUGAAUACGCACAGCGAAUCCUUGUCGAUAUGCUAGAAUGGUAUCGCAGCAAUGACAAUGGAGCCAUCAACACCGUGGAGGUCCCACCACAUGAAAAUGGAAACCUCAUUGUAGUUGGAGAUUUGCAUGGGCAGCUAAACGAUCUUUUGUGGAUAUUCUUUAAAUUCGGACCUCCAUCAAGUAGAAAUGUCUACCUCUUUAAUGGAGAUAUUGCAGAUCGUGGAAUGGGAGCCACUGAUAUAUUUAUGCUACUCUUCUCAUUUAAAUUGGCCGAUCCAUCGUCGGUAAUCAUUAAUCGUGGAAAUCACGAAUCUGAGGAUAUGAAUGAAGCAUAUGGUUUUGCAAGGGAAGUACGGAUGAAGUACGACGGUCAUAUAUACAAACUAUUCCAACGCAUCUUCUGGGAAUUGCCACUAGUAAUCAUUAUAGAAAAACGUAUUGUAGUGGUCCACGGGGGUCUUUUCAGGCAUGAUGGAGUUACGCUGGAUGUUAUAAGCAAGGUGAAUCGAAAGAGAAUGUGCCCAGCAUCGCCGGACACCUUCGAGGAUAGUAUCGUAUUCGACUUACUUUGGUCUGACCCACAAAGUAAAAAUGGGAGGGAUGUCAGCAACAGGGGCGCUGAUUGUAUCAAGUUUGGACCAGAUGUUACCGCUGCCUUCCUAGAUCUUAACAACUUGGAGGUCUGUAUCAGAUCACACCAAGUGCCCAGUACGCUCAAGGGAAUUGACACUACCCAUAACGGAAGGUGUGUCACAUUGUUCUCAGCAUCAAACUAUUGCCAAACCACAGGCAACACCGGUGCAAUCCUAAUUUUCAGUAAACAGCUACAUUUUGAAGUCAAAGAGUAUAUGGCACCAUCACUUGAUUCUAUACAUGCACUCGCUAACAACACCAACAUGGUGACGACAAAACUAAUAGAUGCGGCUCUAUCUUCCCAAAUGGAAAAUGAAACAAAGAUGCCCAAAAGAAGCACUUCAGAAAAAAUGUUGAAUGAUAUUGUUAUCAAAAUUGCCGAAGUUGUCUGUGAAAAUAAACAGGCGCUCUGGCUGCAUUGCUACAAAUAUGAUACUGCAAAAAGCGGUUAUGUAGAUCCUGCAUUGUGGACGGAGGGGCUUUCAGAUAUAGUGGGUAUUCAAAUACCACGCUUGUUCUCAGUGUACAUGUUGGACGCCAUAGAUCCUCAAACGGGUAAGGUUCCGUAUAAUGACGUACUAAAAAGGUUUUCCAUCGGCUUCGACCCAGUGGGUCAAAGCCACAAAAACUUACAAAGAGAGUGUAUCGCUCACAUUUUCGACACCAUGGUAAAGGCAGAUCUCAGCUUGAGGGAAAUAUUGAUGGUAUUCGACCGUAACUUGGAUGGUGUUGUUUCAUACUCUGAUUUGGAUGAAGCAAUCAGAAAGCUCAAUGUUGGACUCUCUAACCCACAAAUCAAAAUUCUGAUGAGAACUAUAUUCAGCAGUUGUCUUGACCAAGGUGGAAAAGCUGACAUUGUUGAAUUCCUGAGUAAACUCAAGGUAAUAUACUCUGCAUCUACAAGGUACAAGGUUAAAGAAGAGUGGAUGGAAGCAGCACUACCAGCAAUCGGGAAAGUCAUACUUUCUGAUAGAGCGGAAGCCGCAGCAAAGUAUUACAACCCCAAUCUGGACAGUAAUCCAGCUCUUGCGAAAGCAGUUGAGGAAGAAACUUCCAGAAGGCGUUCUUCUGCUAUCAGGGCAGUGGCACUUUUCCAAAAGUUCCAAGAUUACGAUAAAGUGGGAGGUGGUCUACUAUCCUAUAAUGACUUUGCGGAAGCCAUCAAAAAGCUAGACCUCAGCAAAGCAGAGCAAGAACUAGGUUUUCAGAUUACAGAUCAACACUUGUUGGAAAUUGCCCACACGAUAGAUGUAACAAAUACGAAGAAAAUCAACUAUCUUGAAUUCCUUCAGGCAUUCUACGUUGUGGACCAAAACAAGUAUUCAGUUGUUAACGAGAUGUGGGACCACGUAUGCAGCACUUUGUACAAGCACCGCAGUAGCUUAAGGCAGGCUUUCCACUCAUAUGACAGAAGUCAUAAUGGCAGUAUCUAUAUUCAUGAGUUCAAAGAAGUGCUACAUGCCCUUUAUGAAACUCUUGGAUACACUGAGGCUCCAUUUACCUUUGAGCAGACUGAAAUUUUGGUCGAAUGCAUCGAUACAAACGAAGAGGGAAUGAUCAUGUACAAUGAAUUCUUAGAAUCAUUCCAUCCCCAAUAUAACAUAAACAAACAGUAAAAACGCUGAACAUUCUUUCUAAUAUUGAAACCCACAUCGC
Messenger RNA from Babesia bovis T2Bo, 2959 nucleotides. RefSeq names its product serine/threonine protein metallophosphatase family protein. NCBI's taxonomy places the organism in Eukaryota, Apicomplexa, Aconoidasida, Piroplasmida, Babesiidae. Gene Ontology annotation, molecular function: protein serine/threonine phosphatase activity; protein binding; calcium ion binding. The transcript has 7 exons. Bases 61 to 2919 code for a protein of 952 amino acids. Gene Ontology annotation, cellular component: cytosol; nucleus. The record is from RefSeq and is a predicted model, not a curated record.